GAGAUUUCCGGUUGGAUGAAAGUGUGGGUGCGCCAAGAUAAACACACACUCUUGCUUAACAAAGACGCGGGGAAACAACCGGGAAUGACGGCGAACAUAACGAAGAGUCCGCGCCCGCUGAAAAUAACCAUCGUGGGCGAUGGCAUGGUGGGCAAAACCUGCAUGCUGAUAACCUACACACGGAACGAGUUCCCCGAGGAGUACAUACCCACAGUGUUCGACAAUCACGCCUGCAACAUAGCCGUAGAUGAUCGGGACUACAAUCUGACCCUCUGGGACACUGCCGGGCAGGAGGAUUACGAAAGGCUGCGCCCCCUGAGCUAUCCCAGUACCAACUGCUUCCUGUUGUGCUAUUCGAUCAGCAGUAGGACCUCAUUCGAAAACGUGAAAAGCAAGUGGUGGCCGGAGAUCCGUCACUUCUCCGCCCAUGUUCCCGUGGUUCUGGUGGGCACCAAACUGGACUUGCGCAUUCCCAACUCGGAGAAGUUCGUGACCACACAGGAGGGAAAAAAGAUGCGCAAGGAGAUACACGCAUCCAACUUGGUCGAGUGCUCCGCCAAGAAGAAGCUGAACCUGCAGCAGGUCUUCGAGGAGGCGGUUAGAGCCGUGGAGAGGAAACCAAAGACGACGUCCAAGCAAUCGUGCAAAAUACUGUGAACUAAGUGUAUGCCUAAUUUUAAAUAUUGUUAUUAUGCGUAAUGUAUUAUGCUACUAAUUCGCCUGACUAUUUGUGCUUCGUUUUCGCAAAAAGGGAAAAAAACUGUGUAGAAAAUUUAACGUUAAGUUUGUAUUUUUAAGUGCCACUUGUGUGAAAUCCAUAUGUUAUAUAUGCAGCCCGAGGGCAUAAUUUGUAAAAAGAUAAAUAAAAACAGCACAAAAUGAAAAUUA
Molecule: messenger RNA, 888 nt
Organism: Drosophila simulans
Lineage: Eukaryota; Metazoa; Arthropoda; Insecta; Diptera; Drosophilidae
Gene: RhoL
Product: ras-like GTP-binding protein RhoL
Biological process (GO): small GTPase-mediated signal transduction
Molecular function (GO): GTPase activity; GTP binding
Source: RefSeq, a predicted model, not a curated record